GGCGGUCCAAAGAAUUUAAGAGUAUUACUCCGUAAUAAAUUAUUUACAGAUUAAAAAAAUCAAUUAUUUUCUUCAUUUCUUUAUUUUCUCAACUACAUCGUCAUCCCCAGAGAGAUCGAUCACAAAUUAGUACAAAUUGCAGAUAGGAUUGCUCACUUUUUACUUGCCUUGUUCUUCUUAAUGUUGUGAUUCUAACAUCGAUAUUAAUUAAGCAUUCUUCUUGACAAGUGAUGAACGGGAUGAUGGAUCCGGAGCUGUUCAAAAUCGCUCAAGAACAAAUGAGUCGCAUGUCACCCGCUGAGUUGGCUCGGAUUCAGCAGCAGAUGAUGUCUAAUCCUGAUCUGAUCAGAAUGGCUUCUGAAAGCAUGAAAAAUUUGAGGCCUGAGGACUUGAGGAAUGCUGCAGAGCAGUUGAAACACACCAGGCCAGAGGAAAUUGCCAGUAUUGGCGAGAAGGUGGCCAAUGCAUCACCUGAAGAAAUAGCUUCUAUGCGUUCCCAUCUAGAUGCACAGGUUACUUAUGAAUUCAAUGCUGCUCAGAUGCUGAAGAAGCAGGGAAAUGAACUUCACAACCAAGGAAAGUUCAGUGAGGCCUCACAGAAAUAUACGCUUGCAAAGAAAAAUUUGAAAGGGGUUCCUGAGUCUAAAGGGAGAAAUCUUAAAAUGGCAUGUUCUCUGAAUUUGAUGUCGUGUCACUUAAAGACUGGACAUUAUGAUGAGUGCAUAAGGGAAGGUACUGAGGUUUUGGGAUAUGAUGCAGACAAUGUUAAAGCCUUUUACAGGAGGGGUCAAGCAUAUAAAGAACUAGGGCAUCUAGAAGAUGCAAUGUCUGACUUAACUAAGGCACAUGAAAUUUCUCCUGCUGAUGAAACUAUUGAAGAUGUCCUAAGGGAUGUUAGUGAAAGGUUGGAGAAACAAGGAAGGAGUGGGCAUGCUUCAAAAAAGUUGGUCAUUGAAGAGAUAACUGAAGAGGAGCAGGAUGUGUCAUCUAAAAACAAUGGAAGUUCAGUCGCCAAUUGUGUUUUGACGCAAGCACAAGGAAAAAAAGGAGAAACUUCUAAUUCUGAGUGUUUGCAAGCUUUAAAAGAUGAUCCUGAAUCAAUCAGAUCCUUCCAAAACUUUAUUUCUCGUGCGGAUCCGGAGACUUUCGCUUCCAUGAGUGGUGCAAAUGUGGAAGGCAUACCACCAGAUAUGGUGAAGACUGCCUCUAAUGUUAUCGGAAAGAUGUCCCCUGAAGAGCUUCAAAAAAUGGUUCAAAUUGCUUCCUCAAUCCAAGGAGAUGCCUCAUUGGGAAAAGGUGGGCCGUCAAACUCAAACAGUGAUUGCUUUGGUCCUGGCAUAACACCACCAAAUAUGACGCCUGACAUGAUGAAAAUGGCGUCUGAUAUUAUGGGCAAGAUGUCUCCUGAAGAUCUCCAAAAUAUGUUUCAAAUGGCAUCAUCUUUUAAACAAAAGAAUCCUUCAGCAGCUUCUGCAGGUGUAUCCUGUUCUAAUGAACAGUCCAGAGGUCAAGAUGCUCGAGACAAUUUCAAAAGAACUAGUAGUACACCCCAGACUAGUUCAAUUUCAAGAAAUGAUUCUAAUUCUACUUUAUCAAGCACAAAUACUGAUCUGCAAGAGCAAGUGAGAAACCAAAUGAACGAUCCGGCGAUGCGUCAGUUGUUUCCCUCCUUGAUUAAAAACAUCAGUCCGGAGAUGAUGGCUAAGAUGGGCCAGCAAUUCGGACUUGACCUUUCUCAGGAGGAUGCAGAAAAAGCUCAGCAGGCCAUAUCAUCUUUAUCACCAGAUGACUUGGAUAGAAUGAUGAAAUGGGCAGAUAGAAUUCAAAGAGGGGUAGAGGGUGCGAAAAAGACGAAGAAUUGGAUUUUGGGAAAGCCCGGUAUGAUCUUAGCAGUACUUAUGCUGCUCUUGGCCAUCCUUCUUCACUGGCUCGGCUUCAUAGGCCGUUAGUUUCCUAUCAUUCAUGUUUCUCAUGGGCGAAGAAAGUGACACCCCUGACCCGGCAUAUUCAUUACUAUCACAAGUAGUACUGUAGUUGACAUUUAAACUGGAAAAGUCUUUUAUGUUGUAUGUGAGACAGGUGUCGUAUAUUUUGUUGAUGUCUAUGAUAGGUUAACUGCCAUUUUGUACUACUCGUACUUGGCGAUCUAUCCCAUUAUUAAAUCAUUUUCUCUCAAUCCCUCGUGUGAAUACUAGGUGGAUAUCAAGUAAAAGUAGUACAAAAUGGCAGAACAGAACAGUAAUUCACCCUCAUUUCCUUGUGAAAUCAUGUUGCUACUUUAUUUUAUACUACUACUUCGAUGGAUAUGUAAAAUGUAGAAAGAAUAUACAACAGAAAUUAUGUAUUAUUGCAUUACAGAGAUCAUACAA
Messenger RNA from Cuscuta epithymum, 2369 nucleotides. The record is from the annotation of a GenBank genome assembly. NCBI's taxonomy places the organism in Eukaryota, Viridiplantae, Streptophyta, Magnoliopsida, Solanales, Convolvulaceae.